AUAUUGAUGAUAAAAAGACUUAUUACCAUUCAAUAAUCGUUUCGGUUAAUAUUUAUAAUUACCAAUAUUGAUAUUGUUUAAAAUGUUAUUAGUAAAAAAGAAGUAGAUAGUGACAUAUCUUUGUGUGCAAAUGGCGGUAAGUGAAUGAUUAUUUUAUAAAUUUCGUCGCGAUUUGAAGUGAAGUGACAAUGGAGUUGGAAUUUUCCGAUAUAUCCGCGGAAAUUAAAGGAUGUAUGACUGCUGGUAAACUAAAACUCACUGAACAAAAUCUUAUUUUCAAAAACAGCAAAAGCGGUAAAGUUCAGCAGAUCCCUGCCACGGAUUUUGAUGUGGUUAAUUUUCAAAAUUUCGCCGGAACGUGGGGUAUUAGAUUAUUUCUUAAAAAUGGAACUCUACACCGAUUCGUCGGAUUUAAGGAUUCCGAUAAAGAUAAAAUAGCAAAAUUUUUCAGCAAAUCGUACAAGAUAGAAAUGCUGGAAAAAGAACUUAGCACGAAAGGAUGGAAUUGGGGUACCGCUAAAUUCAACGGAUCAGUAUUAAGUUUCGAUGUUGGUUCUAAUAGCUCCUUUGAAAUACCAUUAAACCACGUUUCUCAAUGUACUGGAGGUAAAAAUGAAAUCACCAUGGAAUUUCACCAAAAUGAUGACGCCCCAGUAAGUUUGAUGGAAAUGCGAUUUUUUAUACCCGCUACCGAAAUGGCCGGGGACGUGGAUCCCGUCGAAGCAUUCCAACAACAAGUGAUGAACAAAGCAAGUGUUAUCAAUAUUUCUGGCGACGCUAUUGCGAUAUUUAGAGAAAUCCAUUGUCUUACGCCGAGGGGUCGAUACGACAUUAAAAUUUUCCAAACUUUCUUUCAACUUCACGGUAAAACUUUCGAUUACAAAAUCCCCAUGACAACCGUAUUGAGACUAUUCCUUUUACCCCACAAAGAUAGCAGGCAAAUGUUUUUCGUUGUGAGUUUGGAUCCUCCUAUAAAACAAGGUCAAACCCGGUAUCAUUUUUUGGUAUUUUUGUUUAAUCAAGAUGAAACUUCAGUGGAAUUACCUUUCACCGAUGAAGAGCUUAAAGAGAAGUUUGAUGGGAAAUUGAAAAAGGAACUUAGCGGACCGACUUUCGAGGUCAUGAGUAACAUAAUGAAACACAUCAUCAAUACGAAAUUAACUGGACCUGGAGCGUUUAUUGGACAUUCUGGAACUCCGGCUAUUAGUUGUUCGUAUAAAGCUGCAGCAGGUCUUCUUUAUCCUUUGGAAAGGGGCUUUAUCUACGUUCAUAAACCUCCAAUUCAUAUUAGAUUCGAAGAAAUCACUUCUGUCAACUUUGCCAGAGGUGGCGGCAACACCAGAACUUUCGAUUUCGAAAUCGAACUAAAAUCAGGUACUGUUCAUACUUUCAGCAGCAUCGAAAAAGGAGAAUACGGAAAAUUGUUCGACUUCAUUACAAAAAAGAAACUCAACAUCAAAAAUAGGGGCAAAACCGACAAAACGUCCUACAAAGAUGACUUUGGAGAUUCGGAUGAAGAAGCAGCUCCGGAUGCUUAUCUGGCAAGAGUCAAAGCAGAAGGACAAGAAAGAGAAGACGACGACGACGACGAAGAAGAUGAAAGCACAGAUGAAGAUUUCAAUCCUAAUCAAGUUGAGAGCGACGUAGCAGAAGAAUACGACAGCAACCACAGCAGUUCCUCCGAAGACGACGAUGAAGAAGGCGGCGGAGAUGGCGACAAAAAAGAGAAAAAGAAAGAAAAGAAGAAAACGAAAACGGUAUCGGAAGCGCCGAGGAAGAAGCGCGAAAAGAAAGAAAAAGGCGACAAUAAACCGAAAAGGGCCAUAACCGCUUUUAUGCUUUGGUUGAACGCGAACAGGGACAAAAUAAAAGAAGAAAACAAAGGAAUAUCUUUCACUGAUAUAGCUAAGAAAGGCGGGGAAUUGUGGAGGGAAUUGAAGGAUAAAUCGGAAUGGGAGGAGAAGGCUAAAAAAGAUAAGGAAAGAUACGAGGCGGAAAUGAAAGAAUUCAAAGCUUCUGGGGGGGCUACGUCAGGCGAAAGCAAAAAAUCUUCAGGGAAAAAAGAUAAGAAACCAUCGGUGAAACGUUCCGCUUCUCCUAAACUAGCCGAAGGCAAAAUCAAAAGUAAAGAAUAUAUCGAUGAUUCCGAUACUAGUGAUGAUAACGAUGAUAAACCUGCCAAAAAGAAAGAAGCCGGUAAAAGUAAAAAAGAUGAUGCCCAAAAGAGUAAAAAGAAGGAUGAAUCCAGCGACGAGGAUAAAGAUGAUGAUGAUGAUGAUGAAGAGGAGGAGGAAAAAAUGGAUGACUCCAGCGAGGAUGAGAAAGAUAAAGAAUCAGAAAGUGAAGAAGAAAGGGGAAAGAAAAGGAAGAAGGAGAGCGAUGAUGAUACUGAUUAGACUUUUUUUUGUAUUAUCACUCAACGAAAAUCAAUUUUAUGUUAUUAAAGUUCUAUAAUAAAUUUUUUGUUUAAUAUCA
Molecule: messenger RNA, 2475 nt
Organism: Diorhabda carinulata
Lineage: Eukaryota; Metazoa; Arthropoda; Insecta; Coleoptera; Chrysomelidae
Gene: Ssrp
Product: FACT complex subunit Ssrp1
Exons: 2
Coding region: 189-2396 (735 amino acids)
Cellular component (GO): FACT complex; nucleus
Molecular function (GO): nucleosome binding; histone binding; DNA binding
Source: RefSeq, a predicted model, not a curated record